Molecule: messenger RNA, 734 nt
Organism: Tripterygium wilfordii
Lineage: Eukaryota; Viridiplantae; Streptophyta; Magnoliopsida; Celastrales; Celastraceae
Product: V-type proton ATPase subunit G1-like
Exons: 5
Coding region: 172-504 (110 amino acids)
Biological process (GO): proton transmembrane transport
Cellular component (GO): vacuolar proton-transporting V-type ATPase complex
Molecular function (GO): proton-transporting ATPase activity, rotational mechanism
Source: RefSeq, a predicted model, not a curated record
UUCAAUUUUGACCAAAACUAACCCCUUUAAACAUGGCGAAGAAGAGUAGGGUGUAGACCUCUCCUUCCUCGCCACUCUCUCACUCUUCUGCAGCAUCUUCAUUCUCGCAUUCUCAUCUACUACACUGUCAUUUCUCCGUUCUGGGUUAGCUUCAGAGAUUGAAUACUUCAAAUGGAUUCCUUAAGAGGUCAAGGAGGCAUUCAGAUGCUGCUCACUGCAGAACAGGAAGCCCAACGCGUUGUCACUGAUGCUAGAAACUUGAAGAUGGCAAGGUUGAAGCAAGCCAAAGAUGAAGCUGAGAGAGAUUUGGCACUCUACCGCUCAAAUUCGGAACAUGAGUUCCAAAAGAAAAUCUCUGAGGCAAGCGGUAGCUCUGGCUCGACUGUAAAGCGGCUGGAAGAGGACACUGACGUUAAGAUUAAAAACUUAAAGGAUUCCACAUCUUGGGUCUCAGCAGAGGCUGUCAACACGCUCAUCAAGUAUGUUGUAACAGUGAAAUAUUGAUGCAGAAAGUAAUCCGGUUGUGGUAGAAGGAGCAGCCAGCCCGAGUUUUGAGAAAGUUGAACUGCAGAAGGUGAAGAAAAAAUUACCUGCUAAGUAAUUGCUAUCUUCUUUUGGAGCAAUGCUCAAUGAUUACCAGAGGAUUGUUAAAUAAGUAUUUUGCAUCAUAUAUAAUUUUAUUCUAGAAGUCAUUUUUACAGCCUUUCUAAUGCCAAUAAAAAGUAUGUUUGAUU